Messenger RNA from Ilex paraguariensis (yerba mate), 1558 nucleotides. Lineage: Eukaryota; Viridiplantae; Streptophyta; Magnoliopsida; Aquifoliales; Aquifoliaceae. The record is from the annotation of a GenBank genome assembly.
GAUCUCUCGCCGCCUACUCUAUUAGAUGUGAAAAACACGCACCCACAGCUCCAACCAACGAUGUCCGUACACGAUCAAGCUGUGGCAGCAGUCCUAUCGCAACUAGCUCUAGCCGCCGACGGUGCAGUUCUCGGCAUAGCCCUUGCCUACGUCGCCGUUCGGAGCAUUCUCAAGUUCACCGCCAACUCCUCCGCCCUCCACAAAAUCCGAGACGCCCCUUCCGUUCGCGUGUCGGACCUUCGUUCCCUCGUCUCUUUGUCCGGUGACGACGCCGACAAUUCGGACAGAUCUGACGGUGAAAAGCUAGUGAUCGUUCGAGGCGUUGUCGAAGCGAAAUCGGCUGUUGAUGUCAAUUGGAAGAGCUUGAGGCGUAAUGUGCUAAUCUCUAACGAGUCUGGUGAAAAAGGCGUUGUCUUGCUGAGAACGCAAACGUGUAUAUACAACGAGUGGAGGGGCUUUUUUGGAUGGACUUCUGAUCUACGCUCUUUAUUUGGGAGAUCCUGGAAAGAGCAGGGGUCUUCCUCUUUAAGAACGGUUCCAUUUAUUCUUGUUGAAGGUGGAAGGUGGCCCCAAUCUGAUUAUGUGAUUGUGAACAUGGAUGGCUCAAGGCAACCACUACCGCUUACGAUAGUUUAUCAUCACUUGCAGCCCAUUAAUGCUACUCCUUAUACUUUCCUCCAGGCACUUUUUGGUCAUGAAUAUCCUGUUGGACUGCUGGAUGAAGAGAAAAUCCUUCAACUUGGAAAGGAUAUCACUGCAGUUGGCAUGUGCAGUUUGAAAAAUGAAACUCCUGAGAUCAGAUCAUGCAAGGAUCUUCCCUAUUUUUUGUCUGACAUGACUAAGGAUCAGAUGGUGGUGGAUCUUGCCUUCAAGACAAAUGUUUUACUUUGUAGUGGAGUUGUUCUUGGUUCAUUGGCAGUAGGCAUCCUUGGCUAUGCUGCAGUCAGGAACUGGAAUAGAUGGAAAGCAUGGAGACAACUGAGGCAGGUCCAGCAACAAAAUGCUGCUGCUAACAAUGAGGCUGACUCUCAGACUGUAGCAGAGGAUGAGGAAACUGGAGAUGUUCAAGAUGGAGAGUUGUGUGUGAUCUGCCUAAUGAGGAGAAGGCGGUCUGCAUUCAUUCCGUGUGGGCAUCUGGUGUGUUGCCAACGCUGUGCACAAUCAGUUGAACGUGAGGUAGCACCAAAAUGUCCUGUUUGUAGGCAGACUAUCCGGAAUUCUGUGAGGAUUUAUGAUUCUUGAGGAACAGAAAAAUUGCAAUUUCCUUGAGUAGCUGUUUGCGGCCAAGGUGUUCACAGGUUUGGUAAAGCAGUAGAAAACAUUUGUGGUCUUCAACAGUUAUAGGUGAAGCCGUAGCAACAGGAAUGCUACGGACUCCUUUGUGUCAAAAGGAGAUAAUUUUCUCAGUGAUGUCGUUGAGAAGUAUUUGGCGUGGUUAGAAAAUGAAAUUUGGUGUAUAUAUUAUAUAUUUAUUUUAUAUAUCGUGCAGAUUUAUCCUGAUUUCUUCAGAAUCUUGAUGCUCCCCUGAGCAGAUUGAUUUGAGUUCAUUGCUUUUUGG